CAUCGAAACUGAAAGUGGUUUUAAGCAAGAAGUGCUGAGUGUGAACAUGGCUUCCAGAGAACAGGUCCAGAGUUUGAUCGAGGCGACAAUCUGUCCAAUUUGCCUUAAUUUCUUCACUGAUCCAGCUUCACUGGACUGUGGACACUACUUCUGCCGCUCCUGUAUCACCCAGUGUUGGGAAAAGAAGGAGAUAAACUCCUGCCCAGUAUGUAGAGAGGAGUUUCCGGAAAGAAACCUCAGGGUAAAUCGGGCCUUAGCGAAUCUGGCCGACAAAGCUCGAAAAUUAAAGCUGGAUCCGAAAGAGAAGGAAAGUAAACUUCACUGUGAGAAACAUCAGGAAGAACUGAAGCUGUUUUGUGAAACUGACAAGAACUUGGUCUGUUACACUUGUAGAGAUUCGCGGGAACACAGAGAGCACCGCUUCCUGCCCAUUAAAGAAGCUGUCGAAAUCAACAAGGAUCUGCUGAAAUCUUCCUUAGAUUCUCUCACAGAGAAGAAAUUGGCGGUUCUAGAAACGGAACAGAAACAGAAACGGAAGAUUUCCGAAGUCAGGGAACAGUCGAGCAGUUUGCAGACCCACAUCACAUCCGAGUUCACUAAAAUACGCCAGAUUCUCUCUGAGAAAGAGCAGCGUUUACUCAGAGAUCUCAGGGAAGAAGAGGAGAGGAUUCUAGAAACAAAGGAGAAAAACCUUCGAGCAAUUCAGAAGAAUUUAAAUUCCAUUGAGGAGAAGAUCUCAAAGUUGCAGAAACAGAUGGAGCAAAAAGACGAGUUGAUAUUUUUGAAGGUGAGGGAAUAUAUUGCGGGUCAGUUCAAUGAAACUUCACACAGUCACAAAAUAACUGAUAACUUUACCAUCACAACAUUAAAGGGUCGUUCAAGCGACGACAACAACUCUGCUUAUGGUUUAACCUCUCUGACUCUGGAUCUGAACACAGCGAAUCCCCGACUCAUCCUGUUUGAGGACCGGACCAGUGUGAGACUCGGAGACAAACGGCAGCGGCUCCCUGACACCCCGGGGAGGUUUGAUUCCUGGGCCUGUGUCCUGGGAUCAGAGGGAUUCACAUCAGGGAGACAUUACUGGGAGGAGGAGGUGGGGGAGGAGACUUGGUGGUGGCUCGGAGUGGCCCGAGAGUCUGUGAACAGGAAACAGUUCAUCUCCCUGAAACCCGAGUCCGGAUUGUGGGCUGUGGGGCUGGUUCCCGGAAGAGGUUAUUUUGCUGCCACCUCCCCCUCUGACACCAGCCUCACCCCGAGUGUGAAUCGCCGGAAGAUCGGGGUUUUCCUGGUCUAUGAGGAUGGACAGGUGUCAUUUUACAAUGCGGACAACAUGUCCCAUCUCCACACUUUCACCUACACUUUCAUUGAGAGAAUCUUUCCCUUCUUCAGUCCGGGAUGGAAUGACGACGGGAAAACCUCGUCCCCGCUGACAAUCUGCGGGAUUAAAGGUCACUAACAGAUCCAUCCCAUAAUUUCACACCGUCUCCAUCUCUCCUGCCAGCUGUAAACUGAUGGGUGUCGGUCUCAGUCAAAGGUGGAGAGAGAAGCCAGGUUAACAUUCGGGUAUAAAC
Molecule: messenger RNA, 1571 nt
Organism: Carcharodon carcharias (great white shark)
Lineage: Eukaryota; Metazoa; Chordata; Chondrichthyes; Lamniformes; Lamnidae
Product: nuclear factor 7, brain-like
Exons: 5
Coding region: 47-1456 (469 amino acids)
Molecular function (GO): zinc ion binding; protein binding
Source: RefSeq, a predicted model, not a curated record